AUGGCGUCUAUCCGGGCCAACUGCCGCAAGAUUAUGUGCAUCGGCCGCAAUUAUGCGUACGUUGGCCUCUUCCAUUUUCCCCCUCCGAAGUUCGCGACAGCGGGCUGGCUUGAUGAUCACAUCACUGAGCUGAACAAUACCACACCAAAACAGCCGUUCUUCUUCCUCAAGCCCGCGUCCUCGAUUCUCCUCCCCGGCGCCGGUCCGGUCCUCCGCCCCAAAGGCGUCAGCCUGCACUAUGAAGUGGAAUUGGGUCUAGUGAUAGGGAAGACGCUACGGGAUCUGGAUCCGCAAGAUCACAAGGGGGCGCUGGAUGCCAUCCAUAGCUACAUCCUCGCCAUCGAUAUGACAGCCCGCAAUGUCCAGGACGAAGCCAAGAAAAAGGGCCUGCCCUGGUCCAUCGCCAAGGGCUUCGACACCUUUCUGCCCAUCUCCCGGGAAAUCGCCAAGUCGCGCAUCCCCGACCCGCACGAGGCGUUUCUGCGUCUUCGUGUCGGCCAGGCUGAGCGCCAGGCCGAUUCCACGAGCUUGAUGCUCUACCGUAUCCCGCAGCAGCUGGCUCAGAUCUCGCGCGUAAUGACUCUGGAGCAGGGGGAUAUUGUGCUCACGGGGACGCCGAAGGGUGUGGGUGAGGUCAAGGCUGGGGAUGUAAUGAAGGCGUCGAUUGAGGUUGGUGGAAAGGAGAUUGAGGAAGGGAGAAUCGAGGUUGAGGUUAAGGAUCGUGAGGGGAGGUAUGAGUUUAAGGAGACUUAG
Molecule: messenger RNA, 753 nt
Organism: Penicillium alfredii
Lineage: Eukaryota; Fungi; Ascomycota; Eurotiomycetes; Eurotiales; Aspergillaceae
Product: fumarylacetoacetate hydrolase family protein
Exons: 3
Coding region: 1-753 (250 amino acids)
Cellular component (GO): mitochondrion
Molecular function (GO): acetylpyruvate hydrolase activity
Source: RefSeq, a predicted model, not a curated record